Messenger RNA from Glossina fuscipes, 4308 nucleotides. RefSeq names its product diacylglycerol kinase 1 (gene Dgk). Gene Ontology annotation, cellular component: plasma membrane. NCBI's taxonomy places the organism in Eukaryota, Metazoa, Arthropoda, Insecta, Diptera, Glossinidae. Gene Ontology annotation, biological process: lipid phosphorylation; intracellular signal transduction; diacylglycerol metabolic process. The record is from RefSeq and is a predicted model, not a curated record. Bases 106 to 3975 code for a protein of 1289 amino acids. Gene Ontology annotation, molecular function: ATP-dependent diacylglycerol kinase activity; calcium ion binding. The transcript is spliced from 20 exons.
CAAUUUUUGUAUUGCACAAGGUCGAUAUCACGAUCCGUCUCUGAGAGCAGUUUUUAGUGGUUGUGAAUACGUGAUGAUAUAUGCUGAAAUACGAAAGUAAACAAAAUGACCACCACGACGACAAUACUACAUAAAUGGGACAAACUGUCACCGAGGGAAUUUUUGCAAUUACAAGAACUAACGUCAUACUCAACUCGGAAACUGCAGGACGUAUUACAGGAAUUUUGCUCGCCGCACGCUCUGCCAAAAUUCAAUCCAGAUGGAGAAAUCGAUUACAAUGGUUUUCGAAGUUUUUUGGAUGCUUUUCUCGAUUGCGAAACGCCUACGGAAUUGGCGCAACAUUUGUUCCUAUCUUUCCUUAAGGGGAACGUUACCAACAAUAUUCAAUUACAGGGCAAGACUCUUAAUCAAAUGGCGGCCAUUAGUAGUACGACCGCUUGUGCACCAGUCACAGCGCAUACUAAAGGCUCGAUACCACAUAUGAACACACUAGCGGAUAUGACAUCAACGGCAACAAUAACGGCUCCAUUACCUGCAACUGAAACACGUACCAGUUUUGUAGAUAAACUACAGCAGGGCAUAACCGAUAAAUUGCAUUCCCUUAGCGGCCAUUUAACGCAUGAUGCCACUAAAACAGGUAGCGUUAUUCAUCCUAUGGUUACCGUUACACCCAGUCCUAUUGCCGCUUUUCAAACGACUGCAAUCAACGCAAACAACAUAUCGUCGAGCAAUGGAAAUGCUGCAAGUGGUCCUGGCAUUGGUAUGGGCAUGAAUGCCGGCAAAGUAUGUUCAGCACCUGCUGGCGUGAACAAUGCCAAACGCUCCACAGACUCCAGUCCUUCGCAUUCACAAACCAAUCAUUCCCAAAUGUCACGCAAUUCGUCGAAAAAAAGCAACAAUUCAGCUAAUUGUAAAGUAGACGCGGAUAUUAAAAUGUUAACACGAAAACUUUCGCACGUUGAUCCAUUAACGUUGAAAGUGUCGCUCAAGGAUGUUGUUUGUUAUCUAUCACUGUUGGAAGCUGGCAGACCGGAAGAUAAACUGGAAUUUAUGUUUCGUUUAUAUGACACCGACGGCAAUGGCGUUUUAGAUACAGCAGAAAUGGAUGCUAUUGUUAAUCAAAUGAUGGCCGUUGCUGAAUAUCUAGGUUGGGAUGUUUCCGAACUUAGGCCGAUAUUACAAGAUAUGAUGGUGGAAAUCGACUAUGAUGCCGAUGGCACGGUUUCUUUAGACGAAUGGCAACGAGGUGGUAUGACAACUAUACCGUUACUGGUACUAUUGGGUGUCGAUAGCACUGCUCUAAAGGAAGAUGGCAUACACGUCUGGCGUUUAAAACAUUUCAAGAAACCCGCAUAUUGUAAUUUAUGCCUCAAUAUGUUAGUGGGUCUAGGCAAAAAGGGUCUCUGCUGUGUGUUGUGUAAAUACACAGUGCAUGAGCGCUGCGUACAGCAUGCCCCAGCAUCUUGUAUAACAACGUACGUCAAAUCGAAAAAGGUAAAGGGCGGUGGUGGCGAUCUACUACAUCAUUGGGUUGAGGGUAACUGUUACGGACACUGUUCGAAAUGUCGCAAACGUAUUAAAGCGUAUCAUGGCAUAACGGGACUAAAUUGCGUUUGGUGUCAUAUGAUGCUCCAUAAUCGCUGUGCAUCGUCGGUGAAAAAAGAAUGCACUCUCGGAGAAUUUGCUGAGUUAAUUGUACCUCCUACAGCUAUAUGCCCGGCAGUCUUAGAUCGUCAACGUUCAAUAAAUCAAACGAAUAAGAAAUCUCAACACCAUCAGGCCACACACUUUCAAAUUACGUCAAUCGAUGACAGGAAUUGUCCUCUCUUGGUAUUUGUCAAUCCAAAAAGUGGUGGACGUCAAGGCGAUCGCAUAUUACGCAAAUUCCAAUAUAUGCUUAAUCCACGCCAAAUUUAUGAUUUAUCGAAAGGCGGCCCGAAAGAAGGUCUUACUCUAUUUAAGGAUUUGCCAAAUUUUAAAGUUAUUUGCUGUGGCGGCGAUGGUACUGUAGGCUGGGUAUUAGAAGCUAUGGAUAGCAUCGAGUUGAAAAGUCAACCUGCCAUCGGAGUAAUACCGCUGGGAACUGGCAAUGACUUGGCUCGAUGUUUACGCUGGGGCGGCGGUUAUGAGGGUGAAAACAUUCCAAAAUUGUUGGAUAAAAUCAAAAGGUCGACUAUUGUUAUGCUUGAUAGAUGGAGUAUUGAAGUAAUAAAUAAUCCUGAAGAGCAGAUAAAACCAAAGGUGACAUUACAUUCAAAUAUGCAGAAAGUGAUUGAAUUAUCACAAAGUGUGGUAGUGGGAGAGAAGACGUUAUUGGAGCAACAUGAACAAGGACAUCGUUGCAGCAGCUGGAAUGUACAACUUUUUGAAACUGAAACAAAUAACAAAAUCAUAGCAACAACAGUCUCAUCUUCAAUCAAUGCUAAUGAAAGUCCUCCUCAGUUUUCAAUCAAAUCGAUAUAUGAUAAACAGAUGGCUACUGAUUUAUUGGCUGCCACAUCAUCAUCAUCUGCAUUGACAGCAACAACAAUGGCAACAGCAUCGACAGCAACAACAACAUACCGGACUACAACGAAAAGCAUAUCAAUGUCAACAUUUGAAAUGAAACGUUCGCAACAAUAUCCCCAACAAGAGUACAAUCUCCGACAGGACUCAACAGCAAUCAGUAAAUGCAAUAGUCUUAGCAGUACUUGCACUAGUAGUACAAAUAGCGCAGAACAACAACAACAACAUCAGCAGCAGCAGGAACAACAACAACGGCAGUCAUGUACAACAUUACUUGAUGUCAUUAAUACAUCUUCGCUAUUGAAGCAAACUAACUCAACCGAUACCGAUUUCAUACGAAAUAAAAAUCUACAGGAGCGUCAUAUGAUAGUUGAUAGUAUAGAUCCAUCUAAACACUUCAGUGUCGGCGAUAAUAACAACGAUGCUUCGAAUGAUUGCUGUCACAAAUCUUUAAGUGUUGCGCCCAUUGCAGCGAAACAAGAAAUACGAACAUCGACUACUUUGCCAACCCCACUUUGCCAUACCAGUGGUAAUAGUAACGACGGUUUUGUGGCAACAGAAAUUGAGUGCAUUCCACGCAAUAAUAAUAACCGCAGCAGUAGCUUAAGCAGUAUCGCAAACGUGAAAUUAUCACCAAGUCACUUAUGCUCAUUGCAAGCGUCUCCUGUACAUACACCUACAACUAACGUAGCGAUGGAGAUGGAAAAGUCAUUUAACAUUCCACUACCAACAACAGCAACAACUAGCAAUAAAGUUGAAAAUGGAAAAGAUUGCACUGUACCGUAUAAUAUUAUAAAUAAUUAUUUCUCUGUCGGUGUGGACGCUGCUAUUUGCGUAAAAUUCCAUUUGGAGCGUGAAAAGAAUCCGCAUAAAUUUAAUAGUCGCAUGAAAAACAAAUUGUGGUAUUUUGAGUAUGCAACAUCUGAGACAUUUGCCGCAUCUUGCAAGAAUCUCCACGAGAAUAUUGAAAUUAUCUGUGAUGGUGUUGCUUUGGAUUUAGCGAAAGGACCUCAUUUGCAGGGUAUCGCUUUGCUUAACAUUCCCUACACACAUGGUGGCUCGAAUUUAUGGGGCGAACAUUUGUCACAAAAACGCAUACGUAAAGGUGCAGGUCCGUUUCGCAAGAAAUUGAGAUCAUCUGAUAAAGAGCUUUCUUCGACGAGUUUCAAUUCCGUUGAUUUAUCGGUAGCCAUACAAGAUAUCGGCGAUCGGUUAAUCGAAGUAAUCGGUUUAGAAAACUGCCUGCAUAUGGGUCAAGUUCGCACCGGCUUAAGGGCUUCUGGUCGGCGUUUGGCUCAAUGUAGCGAAGUUAUAAUAAAAACUAAAAAAACUUUUCCUAUGCAAAUUGAUGGUGAACCCUGGAUGCAAAUGCCUUGCACGAUUAAAAUAACGCAUAAAAAUCAAGUUCCAAUGCUAAUGGCACCACGUUCCGCCAAAGGACGAGGUUUCUUUAAUAUGCUAUGCAGCUGAUUUAGACGCAGUGUUUCAUCGAGUUCAAUAUUACGGAAACGGUUUUUAACCGCCGCCAAUAAUGCAAGCAGUAAUCCUACUACAACAACCAUACACACUACAGAAACUACCACCGUCCAACGUAUAGAUUAGCUUUAAUAUUAUUAAGAUACGAAGUAGUACUUAAACGGAAUAUAAAUUAUACACACACGCGCAUAUACCUAUACGUAUACCCGCGCGCACGCACACAUACACCCAUACACGAAUAAUAAAUGGAUAUACGACUAACUUUUAAAUAUAAGAACAAGUGAAAACACUGUAGUAGGUUACAGCCACCCUUAAAUACCGUACUCC